AUGGUCAAGGAAGACUCGAUGCGGGCAAAGCCCCCUGCUGGGCAUCCUGAUACCCAAGGCAGUCCAGGUUCAAGCUCCGGCGUGGGUGAUGAGAUGGAACCUGCGUCUGCUGUUCAUCGCAGCGCACCGCCAGAGAAACCCGAAGUUGUUCGCAGGAGAACCCUCAUUGUAUUUACUUUCUGGCUGAUGAUAGUGCUUCUCGGAUUGCCUAUGUGGUGGAAAACGACGUCUAUCUAUAGAGCUAAGCUCCCACUCAAUGAGAUGGAGAAUUGGGCAGCGGGAAAGUCCUGCAGGCCCGUUUUCCCGUUACAUAUCCAUGUCGACACACCUGGGUUGAACACUCCUGAAGCCGAGUCGCUGGUUCAAGCAGCGCAGCAUGCUCUUGAUGACCUGAACGACUUCUCUGCGCACCAUCUCCGCCUACGACUUGUGAAAACCAAGGAAAGUCCAAGUGCAGAGACAAGGGCUGCCAACAUAGCUGCAGGGGAGCAUGCUUUGGUACUACGGCUUAUCCCACAAGAUGAUAUCACUGCGAUCUCCUCCGAUCUACACCCUUACUCUGAGCGAUUGGAUGUGUUUUAUCCAUCUAGCCAGCUACAGCCGCAAACCACCUCCAAUUCACCUCUUACAACCUUUAUCGCAAAUGAAUUACGAAAGUUAUUUAAUGAGGAGAAGGCGACGCUGGAGUAUAUUCUCUCCCAGAGCAAUAGUGCAACGCAAUCUUCAAAGAAUGCAAUGCAAGGGGCAGCAAACAAAGAUCAGAGGUCUAAUGUUCUAAGCCCUGCGAUACAACCACUAUUGCUCGAAUCCAUCGCUAGUCGCGUGAAGAAGUCGUUUAAAUAUGCAGAAACCUACCAUCUAAGCUUUUCUCUCUUUACACCAGGCCCUACUCCAUCAUCAUGGGAGAUUGAAGAGGCCUUGAAAGAACACCUAUCCCCUCUACUCAAUGUAUUUUCUCCUAUUAGCAAUUUCUCGGUUGAUACCCAAGUGCAAGUUUACGCUACAUUUUCACCAACCGGAACACCCCCUGAAUACGACGAGAGUAAAGCUGCGUGGACCCUUAAACAGGAUGAUUUGAGUGGAUUCAUCAACGCGGCGGAAUGGCCUCUCAGUCCAAGUAUAGGCGGUGGACCAACCAUCAACUUCAUCCUUUACGUCCCAUCACCGGCUCAAUCACCACUCGUGGUUAAAGAGAACACCGCCACAAGCUGGCUUAUCCCUCAAUGGGGAGGGGUGGCCAUUCUCAAUCCUCCAUUAUCUAAGGACUCGGAGGAGCAGCAGAACCCACAUCACCUUUCCCGUGAGGUCCUAAAGCCUGCCAUUGACACUUUUUCACAUCAACUCCUUACGCUUCUUGGCACUCCUACCUCGCCACCAUCUUUACCACUACGUCUUCAAAGCCUGAUCCGGAUCCAUACCGCAUCGCUACUCCUAUCGGCAUCAUCUACAAUGGGUUCCCUUGCCCGCCUCACACUCUCGCUCCCUUCUAUACCCAUCCCUGUUACCGUCGCAGAUUCCGUCUCUCAUACGCUAUCCCGUCUUUCUUCAACUUGCGAAAUGCUGCAUCAGGGUGCCUUUGAAUCAGCUUUGGCUAAUGCCAGAGUCGCCGAGAAGGAAGCCGAACGUAGCUUUUUUGAGAAAAGUAUGGUUGGCCAGGUAUAUUUCCCAGAUGAACAUAAAGUAGCUGUGUAUCUUCCGCUUUUAGGACCAAUAGGGGUUCCACUGGUACUGGGGUUGAUUAAAGAGGUAAAGAGAAUGUUGCUUAGUUUGCGAUCGAAGUCGUGA
Messenger RNA from Nannizzia gypsea CBS 118893, 1785 nucleotides. RefSeq lists its product as hypothetical. The record is from RefSeq and is a predicted model, not a curated record. The coding region runs from base 1 to 1785 and encodes 594 amino acids. The transcript has 2 exons. Lineage: Eukaryota; Fungi; Ascomycota; Eurotiomycetes; Onygenales; Arthrodermataceae. Gene Ontology annotation, cellular component: GPI-anchor transamidase complex. Gene Ontology annotation, biological process: attachment of GPI anchor to protein.